AUGGCCUGUGAGAAAUUCAAAUAUGGUGGCUGCCUGGGAAACCCUAACAAUUUCUUUACCGAACGGGAAUGCCUCCAGACAUGCAGGACUGAGGGUUCGUAUAGGCUGGUGAAGCCAUUCCAAUAUCAAGCUGCUUGCCGUUUGCCCAUUGUAACAGGCCCAUGCCGAAUGUCUGAAACCCGCUGGGCGUUCGACUCAGCCCAAGGCAAAUGCAUCACUUUCCUGUAUGGAGGCUGUAAAGGAAACGGCAAUCACUUCUACACAGAGAAGGAGUGCAAGGAGUACUGUGGGGUUCCCACAGGAGGUAAGUGCACAGAUAGUGGACGUUUAUAG
Messenger RNA from Staurois parvus, 333 nucleotides. Lineage: Eukaryota; Metazoa; Chordata; Amphibia; Anura; Ranidae. The record is from the annotation of a GenBank genome assembly.